UUACCUAUAAAUUUCAUUCUUUCUAUGUUGCCUUUUGCCACCCAACUUCCAUUUGUGAAUUUCUCCAUCAAACUAAACUCUAAAAGCUAAACCCACUUCUCCAAUUUCACUCAAUUUUGUAGAUUUUCAAUAAUCUUUCAGUUUUUUUUAUCCCCAAAUCUAUCUGGGUAUAUGAAAAAGUAAAUAAAAAUCGAAUCUUUUUCAGCUGUGUUCUCCUCCAUCGCAUCAGGUGAAUCUUACUACAAUCUUUAGCCUUAUGUUGUUCAUAAAUAUAAACAAUCUCUGUAACGAUUUUUCACGGAUUCAAUGAACAAGACUGAUCAUGCACCUGAAACACCAACACUUAAAAUCAAGGCGUUCUUUGAAUCAGCUCCACCACUAAAAGAUGCUGCUGAAAUAGAGACAAAACUGAAGGAAUUUGUCGACCGGAAUUCAUCAUCAGAGAAUGGAAAAGCAAAUAGGGUGGUGUGUGUGACUUCUGGCGGUACAACUGUUCCUUUGGAGAAACGAUGUGUUCGCUAUAUUGAUAACUUUAGCUCUGGUCAUAGAGGAUCUGCUUCCACAGAGUACUUUUUGAAGGCUGGUUAUUCUGUCAUCUUUCUGUAUCGUAGGGGAACCUGCCAGCCAUUUUGCAGAUCACUACCUGACGAUCCAUUGCUCGAGUGUUUUACUUCAACUGAUGAUUCAAGUAUUCAAGUGGACCCAUCGCAUGCUGAAGUGGUGAAGAGAGCCAUUGCUGAAAAUCGUUCGGCAGUUAAUGGCGGUUUCCUGUUGAAAUUACCGUUUACAACAAUUUUCGAGUAUUUACAGAUUCUUCGGAUGAUAGCUGUCUCUUUAAGGAGCCUUGGUCCUAGUGCUAUGUUCUAUCUUGCAGCUGCAGUUUCUGAUUUCUAUGUACCAUGGGAGAGCAUGACGAUGCAUAAGAUCCAGUCAGGAUCUGGUCCCUUGGAUAUGCGACUUGCUCAGGUACCGAAGAUGCUUUAUGUUCUUAGAAAUGAGUGGGCACCUGUGGCUUUCUGCAUAUCUUUCAAGCUGGAGACAGAUACAGAUAUCCUUUUAGGGAAGGCUGAUAUGGCCCUCAAAAAGUACAAGAUGCAUAUGGUGGUAGCUAAUGAACUUCAAACUCGUAAAGAGGAAGUUAUAGUUGUCUCGGAGCAGGAAAAAAUCACAGUUCGUAGAGACACAACUCAGCCUGGGGCUGAUGUCGAAGAUCCAUUGAUUAAGCUUGUUGUGGACAGACAUUCAGCAUAUAUCAAUGCAUGAUCUCUUGUACACCUGACUUCUUUGAGGGAUUGUAUUACAUCUGUGCAACAAUUAUGUAACCUAUUGAUGAGUCUUUUCUUUUUCUUGUUGAAGAAUUAAGCUUUGUGCACGAAUAAGGCGCUGUAUUACUGAAUAAAUUAUAAGUUAUGUUCUUCAGUGUUGGCUCUGAUUCUUGCUGUUCCCAUGUAAAAGUUAGCAGAGCACCAUUUACUCCUUUUUCUCUGGGC
Messenger RNA from Solanum pennellii, 1490 nucleotides. Its product is annotated as phosphopantothenate--cysteine ligase 2-like. NCBI's taxonomy places the organism in Eukaryota, Viridiplantae, Streptophyta, Magnoliopsida, Solanales, Solanaceae. Gene Ontology annotation, cellular component: cytoplasm; nucleus. The coding region runs from base 307 to 1263 and encodes 318 amino acids. Gene Ontology annotation, biological process: coenzyme A biosynthetic process. The transcript has 10 exons. The record is from RefSeq and is a predicted model, not a curated record. Gene Ontology annotation, molecular function: phosphopantothenate--cysteine ligase activity.